UCAUUUACAGAUACGGAGAUCCUAUUUCCGUUCCUUGUCGUGAAAGUGGUGACAAGGACGACUGAGUAGCGCGGCCUUAGGAUGACUUGGUACGACCUGUCCUCGUUCGUUGACCACCGGGAGCACCUCCUGGAGGAAGCCUUCGGGGCGCUCUCUCCCGACGAACUGAACAUCCUCACCCCACUCGAGUUGCAGCACAUCCCACUGGAAGAGCUCAAGAAACUUUGCAUGCAGCAACUCCAAACGAUGCCCCGUGCACGACUUCUGGCGGUUCUGCAAGAUCCGCUCAUCAAACUGUGGACAUCAAACUCAAGUGACAACACCGGACCUUAUCCAUCGAGUGAACACCGUCUUCAAGGCAUCGUGUCUGAGAGGGUGCAGAAAAACAGCAGCAUCGAACAGGAGUACCGCGACAUCUCAAGCAUGUGCACAGCUGCCCAGAUGGAGAUUCUGGAGCUGGAGCUCCGAGCCCGUGCCAUCCGCUCGCUCAUGUCCGCCAAGGCGCGCGACGCGACCGCUAAGACGACUGCAGCGCCCUCUUCGAAUUCCAGUGGCGGAUAUGGGCAGCACUGAGCCUGCGCCAUUGGAAUUUGCCGGGCCGUUAAUCUCGACAGUUUUGGAGAUUGAGAUUUAUCGUGCCAGAAUCGUCUCAAUCGCCUCUUCCUAACCGGACCUUAGGCAGAUACACUAAGCCCUGUAUUCUAGAACACUCCUCCACUUGACACUUCACCCUGACUAAACGAAGUCGAUGGCAGCGCCACCUAUUGAUGGAGCUGGUCACUACGCUUCACGAAUGCACCACGGUAAUUCAUGAGGAGUGUAUAGAUUGUGGCACGUCUGACAGGUGGGCGAGUUAAAACCUAUGCAUUGUUGGGUACGGCACGAUCGCCUCAUAACUCUCCUCUGGGUCCCUGCGCAUAGUGGGCACUCAAGCAACACGGCCGCUCACACCCGAGUCCUAGCACUCCUCAAUGAGGCCCAAAGUUACCUGCCUUCGCUUUGUGGUGUCAGGGAUCGACUCCUCAGCUGCCACGAUAUAACACUGUUUUACCGUGAUUCCUCCUUAACGUCUCGCAUCACACAGAUCUCUUUUCAGAAACGAUCAGGUUUUGUGGCGUAGACUUCAAACGGCCACAUCAUGACUCCUUUCUUUCUCUUUCUUACAACGCAUGGCACAACCUCUUCUCACUCACACUUGUUUCCUAGCACCAGAGCGGCUUCAAUUGCGUCAUUGUGAAUUAGCUCAGCGAGCCCAAGCUCCCGUGGCAAGGUUCAGAACACCAAGAGCGAUGGGGGCGGCUGCUCUGCGCAGCUCGCAACCGGAGUUCUAGUUUUAGACAGUGUGCUGGACCGGAGGGGUCGCCGAAGAACAUAAGUAUCCGGCCACCAAGAGCGGCCCGAGGGUCCAUCAUCGUCCUGCUUCCACUUCUCCCCACACCCCUCUCGCAUGAUUUUUUUAUGAAUUAAUAGAGUUAUGUUACCUACCUACAAACAAAUGGAACACGACGGAAAAAAAAAGGUCGGCGCUUCUAUCGUCCUCUUCCUUUCAGUAUUGUCCAUUUGUACGCAACCCAAAAAUAGAGCGCUUAGAUUACACUUACGUCACCUUGGUGGUCGUGUUGGAGGACCAUAAUUGUCAGAAACUUGCAGCUGUUGUAAUCAGGCGCAUCGUUUGUACUGUAAGUUUACACACACACACACACACACACGCACGCGCGCGCGCACGCACGCACGCACGCACGCACGCACGCACGCCAGAGGCGUCCCUAUUGCGUCUCGGUGACAUUGCGUUGGUCGUGGCACUGACAUCCUUUAGCCACCAUGUUGGAGCACUGGUAUGGUUGUACGUGCAAGGCAUCUACGGCAUUUUUCUUUAGCCAAGAAGCAGUGCUGUGCUCUACUCGUUGAAGGAAGGGGACGAAUUCAGUUUAGGUUUGUUUGAGAAUACCGGGGCAAUAAAUCUCUUUCAAUUAUAAAGAACUCCUUCACAACAGGUUGACGUCGCGACUUUUAGGGGGUAUUUUAUCCUAAUGUGUUUCUUGCUCCAUUUCAGCCGUUUUCGAUAAGUGGGCAUGGUGUCUCACGCUGUGGCAAAAAAUAUGUGUGAACCUUGAACUCAGUGCUGUCUAAGUCACGCAACUUCUACUUCUGUAUCUGCUUGCACAUGAAAACACACGCUAGCGCUGCUCAUUUAGGGGUAGUUACCGGUUUCCGGUGUUACCUUUGCAGCGAGCCUUGCGUGCUAUUUCGUUGUAAACGUCGUUUGUUGCCACGUAUCGCGUGAAUGCUGUGUAUAUGUUUGACGUCGUUCUUCGAAGGUUGCACGUUCGGUUUCUGCUCACGGCAGGAACCGAACCCACUUUUAUUUCUUCACAUUUACAUUACAAUUGGGUCUAAUGACUUCCCCUAUACAUUCCUUGGAAUUAUUUGUCUGUUAAUUAUCAUUAAUAUUCUGUCAAAACACGGAAAAAUGAGCCCUUAAGUAUUCACUUCUUUCGUCAACACUCUUUACCUUAUGGCAUGCCGGUGCUGGAAGUUUGUAGUUUCAAAAGUGAUCCUAGCUGGACUUUUAAGAAAUAAUCUGUAUGUUCUUACAGUUGUGGCGCGUCCUCGCAUUGUGUCUUACCUGUAUUAGGCCUGAGGGCAAUCUUCUAAAUAAAAAGCACGCAUACACGA
Rhipicephalus microplus (southern cattle tick) is the source of this 2676-nucleotide messenger RNA. RefSeq lists its product as uncharacterized. NCBI's taxonomy places the organism in Eukaryota, Metazoa, Arthropoda, Arachnida, Ixodida, Ixodidae. Gene Ontology annotation, biological process: regulation of apoptotic process. The record is from RefSeq and is a predicted model, not a curated record.